AUGGCGUCCAAUGGAUCAGGCACUCAAUACAGGCUUCAGAUCACAGCUGGUCCGACAUACGACACAUCCACGCAUCGUCUUGUCCAUGUGAACACCGACACAAACCUGUGCAUUGACACAGAGCAUGCAAAAGUCAACGUAUGCCUACGCAUACAAGACUACAACGGACUUCCGGACUCCUCUCCGCGAACACAUGCCCAUUUCUCGCAUCCAUCCCGCCAAAAUGACCAGUACUCCCUCGCAAUUUCGUUGAUACCGAAGAAGGCUAUAUCCGGUAAUGAUAUAGUAUUCGGUAAUGACCUUGACCGCCCAAUCCGCGACCGGCUCCCACCGGGCUCCAGCUAUGCCUUUAGAUUUAUCAAGUGGUGGGUUGACCCAGGCUUAGAAGGCGACAUAUACGCAGAUAACCCUUACAUUUACGGGCCGUGUUUGUCAAGUUGGAACUAUUUCCGCAUUUGCGGUAAAGAGGAGGAACAUGAGGAUAAUGCUGCGGACAGAGAAAGAUCAGACAAGAUAUCACAGUUGGAAAUACACGAGACGGUUGUUGAAGAGGGAGCUGAAGGUAGUGGACAAGCAGUCCGCGACAGGCUACAGAUACCCGAAGACCCAAGCCUGAGACAGAAGUUUUUCUUGGAUGAACAGAAGCGGAAGGAUUUUAAAUUCGAGCCAGGACGGAUAUAUAAAGCGGAUUUUGGAAACCCAUAUAUUGGGUUUAGCGACUUCACGAUCCGUAUCCCUGGCUUUCCGGUUCCUGUUACGAAGUAUAUCGAUGAAAAGAACCAUGAGCUGCGGUAUAUUUUGAAGAACAAGGCUAACGGUGAUAUCUACUUUGUGGUGCUCUUUACUCUCUUGAUGCAGGGUGAAGCCCAAGCAGAGCUACCAAAGGAUGAAAGCGAACCAGGCGAGUCGGAACUUGAUUAG
Messenger RNA from Microsporum canis CBS 113480, 921 nucleotides. RefSeq lists its product as hypothetical. The record is from RefSeq and is a predicted model, not a curated record. NCBI's taxonomy places the organism in Eukaryota, Fungi, Ascomycota, Eurotiomycetes, Onygenales, Arthrodermataceae. Bases 1 to 921 code for a protein of 306 amino acids. The transcript is spliced from 3 exons.